Cariama cristata (Red-legged seriema) is the source of this 537-nucleotide messenger RNA. RefSeq names its product keratin, type I cytoskeletal 14-like. Lineage: Eukaryota; Metazoa; Chordata; Aves; Cariamiformes; Cariamidae. Gene Ontology annotation, cellular component: keratin filament. The annotation marks the transcript as partial. The record is from RefSeq and is a predicted model, not a curated record. Gene Ontology annotation, molecular function: structural molecule activity. The transcript has a single exon.
AUGAGCACCACUGUCAGGCAAUACUCCUCCUCCACCUCCCUCAAGGGAUUCGGUGGCCUGGGUGGAGGCUCCAGCAGGCUUUCCUCCGUGCGUGUUGGGGGAGGAGGGUACAGAGCCCCCAGCGUCCACGGCGGCUCUGGCAGCUACUCUGUCUCUUCCCGCGUUGUCUCGGGGCUCGGAAGCGGCUACGGGGGCAGCUACUGCAGCAGCGUAGGAGGGGGCCUGGGCGGUGGCUUUGGGGGUAGCUAUGGGGCUGGCUUUGGAGCUGGCUUUGGAGCCGGCUUUGGAAGCGGUGGCUUUGGAGGCGGCUUUGGAGGUGGCUUUGGAGGUGGCGAUGGCAUCCUCCCGGCUGGGGAAAAGGAGACGAUGCAGAACCUCAACGACCGCCUGGCUGCCUACCUGGACAAAGUGCGUGCCCUGGAGGAGGCCAACACUGAGCUGGAGGUCAAGAUCAGGGAAUGGUACCAGAAGCAGGGGCCUGGUCCAGACCGUGACUACAGCCCCUACUACAGGACUAUCGAGGAGCUCAGGAACAAG